AUGGCUGCUCCUGCGGCCUUCCUUCCUGCUCUCGCAGCUAGGUUACCCCAGGAUGCCCCCUUCAUCACGCCCACAGGUGCUGCUGCACCAGCGGCAGAGGUAGCCACCGUCGGCAUCAUGACCGUCCCCAAUGACGACUCGAUCCCCUCCGAGACCGUAGACGCCGUCAUCGUCACCCUGACGCCGAGCCCGACACCGCCAGAUCAGCAGCAGCAGCAGCAGCCUCCCACGCCCCCGGAGAAGUCCGUCUUCCACGCAGAGAGGCCGUCCCCCUCAGCCCCGGCCCCGGCGUCGUCGACAGCCACCGCCGGGUCGCCGUACAAGAAGGACAAGCCCGCCGACUGCGAGCUCCUUGGCCCCUUCGCGCUGCUCGUCCAGCUCGCGCUCGGCGGCCUCGCGCUGCUGUCGCUCGUCUACAAGCGCUGGCGGGAGCGGCCCCAGCGGCCCGUCAAGAUCUGGUUCUUCGACGUGUCGAAGCAGGUGUUUGGCUCCGUGCUCGUGCACAUCUCCAACGUCUUCAUGUCCAUGCUGACCUCGGGCCGCUUCUCGGUCCUGGAGCCCGGGACGGCGGCGGCGGGCGGCGUGGGCGGCGGCGUGGCGGCGCGGCUGGCGCGCAGCUGGGCGCCCGAGCUGUUGCGCCGCGCGGCCGAGGACGAGUACACGCCGAACCCGUGCUCGUUUUACCUGCUGAACCUGGGCAUUGAUACCACCCUCGGCAUCCCCAUCCUCAUCGUCCUCCUCCGCAUCACCACCGCCCUCGUCUCCUACACGCCCCUCGGCCAGCCGCCCGAGUCGAUCCGCUCGGGCUACUACGGUCGCCCGCCCAACGCGUGGUGGUGGCUCAAGCAGAGCGUCAUCUACUUCUGCGGCCUCUUCGGCAUGAAGCUCUGCGUCCUCGUCAUCUUCCUCCUGCUGCCCUGGAUCUCGCGCGUCGGCGACUGGGCCCUCGGCUGGACCGAGGGCAACGAGCAGCUGCAGAUCGUCUUCGUCAUGAUGAUCUUCCCCCUCGUCAUGAACGCCGCGCAGUACUACAUCAUCGACAGCUUCAUCAAGCAGCGGGAGGCCAAGGACGAGCACGGGGAAGGGGGCAACGAGAUUGGCGGUCCGCGGUACGACCACGUGCCCGGCCAGGACGACGACGACGUCGGGGAAGAGGAGGAGCUUGAGGACGAGGACCGCGAGGGACACCGCGUCCAGCAGAAGCAGGGCGGCUCCAGGACGACGACGACGACGGCGCGCAAGGACAGCCGCGAGUACGACCCCGAUGUCGACGGCGACGGGCAGACGGUGUUUGGCAGCAGCUCGAGCAAGGGCGGCGAGCCCCGAAGCGGCAAGCUCGUGCCCGAGGAGCUGUAUCCUCACGAGUGA
Molecule: messenger RNA, 1368 nt
Organism: Thyridium curvatum
Lineage: Eukaryota; Fungi; Ascomycota; Sordariomycetes; Thyridiales; Thyridiaceae
Exons: 2
Coding region: 1-1368 (455 amino acids)
Cellular component (GO): membrane
Source: RefSeq, a predicted model, not a curated record